Fusarium sp. VM40 is the source of this 1368-nucleotide messenger RNA. The record is from the annotation of a GenBank genome assembly. NCBI's taxonomy places the organism in Eukaryota, Fungi, Ascomycota, Sordariomycetes, Hypocreales, Nectriaceae.
AUGAGCCAAACCGCGAUUGAAUUGCGUCAAGAAACAGACCUUGCAGAGGGCGAUAUCUCCUCAGAGGUCGAAGGUCUUGGCCUUGACCCCACAGGUACUCAUCAAGUCUUGGCUCUGCCACCCGUAGAUGGCGGGAAAGAUGCCUGGUUAUUCUUGGCUGCUGCGUUCAUGGUCGAGGCUCUAACAUGGGGCUUCCCAUUUGCUUUUGGUGUUUUCCAGGACUACUACAGCACCAAUGCACCCUUUGAGGGGUCAUCAGCCAUUGCUGUGAUUGGUACCUGUGCAAUGGGGAUAAUGUAUCUUGGCCUCCCCUUCUUCUUGAGCAUCCACCGCCUCUAUCCAAAGCAAACCCGCUGGUCCCCCAUCAUCGGCCUGUUCAUCAUGUGCACCGCCUUGGCACUGAGUUCGUUCUCCCAGAACACCACCCAUCUCAUCCUAACGCAAGGAGUCCUGUAUGCCAUCGGCGGAGGCAUCUCCUACUGUCCAUGCAUCCUAUACCUGGACGAGUGGUUCGUGAAGCGCAAAGGCCUUGCAUACGGAAUCAUGUGGUCCGGGACUGGUCUAGCCGGCUUCGCCCUGCCGCUCAUCUUUGAGAAGUUCCUCCACGAAUAUGGCUUCCGCACCACGUUGAGAAUAUGGUCGCUGUCUUUGUUUGUGCUGACUCUACCCCUGGCCUACUUCAUCAAGCCGCGUCUUCCACGGUCCACGACCAGACACGUCAGUCCGUUCAACCUGGGCUUUACGCUGCGACGGAAAUUCAUGCUCCAUCAGCUUGCCAACAUUGCUCAGGCGCUGGGCUUCUUCCUUCCGGGGAUUUAUCUCCCGUCGUAUGCCCGUACUGCGCUUGGAGCUGGGACGUUUGCUUCAGCCCUCACGGUCCUGCUGAUCAACGUGGCUUCCGUGUUUGGCUGUGUGGCUAUGGGCGGUCUCGUGGAUCGUUUGCAUGUUACAGACUGUUUUAUGAUCUCUGCAACGGGAACGACGCUCAGCAUAUUCUUCCUCUGGGGAUUCUCGACGAAUCUGCCCGUGUUGUAUUUCUUCUGCAUCAUUUACGGCGUCUUUGCUGGCUCAUACACGUCUGCUUGGCCUGGUAUCAUGCACAUGGUAUCUUCCGUUCCCGCCAACGGUCGAAGCACCGGCGGAGCAUCUUUUGAUCCGGUAAUGGUACUCGGAAUAUUAAGCGCGGGCCGAGGCAUCGGAAACAUCGUAUCUGGACCAUUGAGCGGAGCAUUGCUCAAGGGAAUGCCGUGGCAGGGUCAAGCUGCUGGUGGGUACGGAACGGGAUAUGGAACUUUGAUCGUGUUUACAGGUGCCACAGCAGUUGCCAGCGGCGCGACCUUCGUAUUCAGACGAGUUGGAUGGAUGUAA